AUGGAGGCGCCUAUGCUCGAGUUCCGCACGGCGGGGUUCAACCCCUAUGCCGUCAAGUACUCCCCGUACUACGACUCGCGCAUCGCUGUCGCAUCCGCAGCGAACUACGGCAUUGUAGGAAACGGGCGGCUGUUCUGCUUGGGGCUGGGGCCGCAGGGCAUACAGGUCGAGAGAACCUUCGACACUAAUGAUGCCCAAUAUGACAUUGCCUGGUCAGAGAUCAACGAGAACCAGCUCCUCGCGGCCUGCGGCGACGGCUCGAUCAAGCUCUACGACACGAAUGUGCCCGACUUCCCCGUCAUGAACUUUCACGAACACAAGCGCGAAACAUUCUCAGUAGCAUGGAGUCCCGUCACCAAGGAUACGUUCGCAUCGAGCUCGUGGGACGGCACCGUCAAGAUUUGGUCGCCAGCCAGGAAAGAUUCGAUAAAGACACUUCCAAUAGGCAACUGCACAUAUAGCACAUCGUACUGCCCGUCGAACCCACAUAUUAUAUCCGCCGUAUCGACAGACUCACACCUUCGCAUAUUCGACCUCCGGACACCCGUCAGUGCCCAAUACCAUCUUAUCAACAAGAUUCCCGUGCAUACGCCGGGGCCCGUCCCUCUGCCGCCAGGGCUGGCGCCCCCUGCCAUGCCGGCCGAAGUGCUGACCCAUGAUUGGAACAAGUAUAACGACAGCGUCAUUGCGACGGGCGGCGUGGACAGAGCCAUACGGACAUUUGAUAUCAGAAACCCCACGGGGCCAACCUCCAUCAUGAUGGGCCAUAACUAUGCGGUCCGCAGAUUGGCCUGGAGCCCGCAUGCGCGCGACAUUCUUAUCAGUGCGAGCUACGACAUGACGGUGCGGCUAUGGACGGAUGGUUCGACGAUGGCGCAGGAAGGCCCUUCUCCAAUUAAACCCGGCGUGCAGCUGGGCGUCAUGAACAGACACACCGAGUUCGCCGUCGGGCUGGACUGGUGCUUGUUCGGCGUCGGCGGAUGGGUAGCAACCGUGGGCUGGGACGAGAGGGUGUUACUGUGGGAUGCCAAUCAACUGAUACGGGGGCGUGGCUGA
This is a messenger RNA of Neoarthrinium moseri, 1056 nucleotides long. RefSeq lists its product as uncharacterized. The record is from RefSeq and is a predicted model, not a curated record. Gene Ontology annotation, molecular function: protein binding. Gene Ontology annotation, biological process: protein import into peroxisome matrix. Gene Ontology annotation, cellular component: peroxisomal matrix; cytosol. Lineage: Eukaryota; Fungi; Ascomycota; Sordariomycetes; Amphisphaeriales; Apiosporaceae. Bases 1 to 1056 code for a protein of 351 amino acids. The transcript has 3 exons.